Rotaria sp. Silwood1 is the source of this 342-nucleotide messenger RNA. The record is from the annotation of a GenBank genome assembly. Lineage: Eukaryota; Metazoa; Rotifera; Eurotatoria; Philodinida; Philodinidae.
AUGAACAAAACUUUGCCUGUAACACAUAAAGGUGCUUAUGGUUCAUUAGGAAAUUUUAUUAUUCGAGAUCUACUUAAACAAUCACAAUCGGUUGUUAAAGGUAUUCAUUGUCUUCUACGUGGUUCAAAUACAAAACAACGUCUUUUUGAAUUAUUUAAACAACAACAAUUAGAAAUUUCUAUUUUAACAGAAUCGUUAGAACAACAUGUAUCUGUUAACAUUUAUCGUGUCGAUCAAAUCAGUGAUGAUACACAAAAUGGUGUCUGGAACACAGCUGAAAUAGAUUCUAUGAUAAUCUAUGCUAGUGCUGGACAAUUAAAGAAAAUGCCAAAUGUUGGAUAA